GAGUGGGUCGCGCCCCCCCCCCGAGGAAGAGGAAGUUCGUCGUCCUCCCCCCCAAGGAAGAGGAAGGUGUGUGUGUCCCCCCAAGGAAGAGGAAGGUCGUCGUCCCCCCCGAGGAAGAGCUCUCGCUGCCCCCACGUCGCCCCAGGGCUGACGCCUGCCUUCUCACGCGCCGGAGAGCUGGCGAGGGAAGAUGGAGGAAGGGAAAGCGUAUUCACCAGACGGGGUGUUUGCUCACCUGGAAAUGCUGGAGACGCGGGCUCAUCAGGCAGCCAUGAAGCAGGAGGAAAGGGAGCAGCAAGAAGAGAAGCUGGCCAGGCUGAAAGCGAGAGUGCAGGAGCUGAGACUCCAGAGGGAUGAGCUGCGGGCUAAGGUGGACCUGCAGCAAAAGGGGCAACUUGGGAAAGAAGGAGUCGCGUUGGAUCCGGCGCAGCCCAGUGCUCGGGCUGUUUUGGAGUGGAAGAUAAAAAGCGUUAAGGCCAUGCUGCAGCUCUUUUACCUCACAGGGAUCAGCGGGAAGCUGACCAAGCGGGGAGUGUGUUUCUGCAUCAGCACGGCUUACGAGGGCACCUACUUGGACUCCUACUACCUGGACCUGCUCACCAAGCCAGAGGUGCAGAUUCACCGCCACUCCAUCCCCAUCUUCAUCCCCCUGGAGCAGAUUGCCAAGAAGUACUUGCAGACGGACAUCAGACGCUUCUUGUCUGUCCUGUCAGACCACCUGAACGCUUACGUGGGGAGGAGGUACCAGGCAGACCAGUUACAGGAACACUUUUCACACCAGAUAGAAGGAACCUUGCAGAGGAACUCCUUGUGUAACUUGUUGGUCUUCAAUUACAACGUGUCAAGUAAAAGCAAGACCUUCCCGUUCAACGUGCGGCUGCUUUACGGCGAUCUCUGUUGCAGCCUCCCCACUGAAGUCGUCGUUUCCUGCGCACCGGACGCUCCCGCCGCGCUCCCAGGGAAUUCCACGGCUGCAGGGAACGUCUGA
Messenger RNA from Egretta garzetta (little egret), 988 nucleotides. It is a transcript of the gene CENPO, whose product is annotated as centromere protein O. Bases 191 to 988 code for a protein of 265 amino acids. The transcript is spliced from 7 exons. Lineage: Eukaryota; Metazoa; Chordata; Aves; Pelecaniformes; Ardeidae. Gene Ontology annotation, cellular component: kinetochore; Mis6-Sim4 complex. The record is from RefSeq and is a predicted model, not a curated record.